UACAGAGAAGCCUUUUGCCUUGCUGUCUUCUCUCCACCGUGGCAUUAGUCAUUACGAGACCUUGCAAAGGAGAGACCUGUAAAGAUCCCCCCCACUCUCUUAAGAUUCAGGGUUUUCUUUAAAAUCUCUCUUGCUCAUCAGAUUCUCUGACUCACCGGGUCAACUCGCUCUAUCAAGCUUGUCAAAGCUUAAAAAACCAAGCAAAUCUCAUCAAGCGAGUUUCUUGCACUCUUACAUUCUGUUGUCUUCCUUAAAAGACCAAACUUCCCUAAGGUUUGUUAGUUACUUGUGAUGUUAGCUUUCUUAGUCUUUAGUUUCGUCUGAAACUGGUGAAGUUUGGUUAAAGAUUGUAGACAUUAAGAUUUGUUGUUACAUGAAUCCUGGUUAAUAAUAAUUAAUUUCCUAAAGAACCCAAAAUCAUUAGAUCAAAAACGAUCAAAUCUUGAUUGCUAAUUUUAGCCUUUUCAAGCAAAAGUUCAGAACUUUGAUUUAAUAUGAGGCCCUUUUCAGCUUAAUUUGUGUGGAACCCGGAAGUUAAGAUCUUUGAUUUUUUAGGGGUUUGCUGUGUAAUUAGAGAGUUUAGGAUUGUAAUGGCUGAACUAGGGAGGAGUGAUGUUGAUGGUAAUGAUAUGAUUGAGAAUUUGAUAGCUGCAAGGAAGUCAUUGAAGCUAAGUUUAGAGAAGUCGAAAGCUUUAGGGUUUUCUCUUGAGAAGGCUGGGCCGAGAUUAGAUGAGAUUAACCAAAGAUUGCCUUCUCUUGAGGCGGCAGUGCGCCCCAUUCGUGCGGACAAGGAAGCACUUAUUGCUGCUGGGGGUCAUAUUAACCGUGCCAUUGGCCCUGCGGCCGCUGUUCUUAAGGUUUUUGAUGCAGUUCAUGGACUGGAGAAGUCGUUAUCGGAUCCAAGGAACAAUCUUCCUGGGUAUUUGUCAGUGUUAAAGCGACUUGAGGAGGCUUUGAGGUUUCUGGGGGAUAAUUGUGGAUUAGCAAUCCAGUGGCUGGAUGAUAUAUUGGAGUAUUUGGAGGAUAAUGUUAUGGCAGAUGAGCGGCAUCUUUUGAAUUUGAAGAAGUCAUUGAAUGGUCUUAGGGAAUCGCAAAGUGAUGAUGAACGAGCUCGUCUUGAUGGUGGGCUUUUAAAUGCUGCGUUGGAUAAAUUGGAAGGUGAGUUUCGGCGGCUUUUGACAGAACAUAGUGUGCCACUGCCGAUGUCAUCAUCUCCGGAUCUUGGUGAACAGGCAGUCAUUGCACCAUCACUAUUACCUGUGUCUGUUAUACACAAGUUGCAAGCCAUUCUUGGGAGGUUGAGAACUAAUAAUAGACUUGAAAAGUGCAUCUCAAUAUAUGUUGAAGUUCGUAGUUCAAAUGUUAGAGCUAGUCUGCAGGCGCUGGAUUUGGAUUACCUUGAGAUCUCAAUAGCUGAAUUCAAUGAUGUGCAGAGCAUAGAAGGGUAUAUAGCUCAGUGGGGCAAGCAUUUGGAGUUUGCAGUGAAGCACCUGUUUGAAGCGGAGUACAAGCUUUGUAACGAUGUUUUUGAGAGGAUUGGCUUGGAUGUUUGUAUGGGAUGCUUUUCCAAAAUAGCUGCCCAGACUGGCAUUCUUGCGUUUCUUCAAUUUGGGAAGACUGUUACAGAAAGUAAGAAAGAUCCAAUCAAGCUUCUGAAAUUGUUGGAUAUAUUUGCGUCACUGAACAGAUUAAGGCUGGAUUUUAACAGGCUUUUUGGCGGAGCAGCCUGUAUUGAAAUCCAAAAUCUCACACGGGAUCUAAUUAAGAGAGUGAUUGAUGGGGCAGCUGAGAUUUUCUGGGAACUUCUUGUUCAGGUGGAGCUGCAGAGGCAGAUUCCACCUCCUCCAGAUGGGAACGUCCCUAUACUGGUGAGCAUCAUUACUGAUUACUGUAAUAAGCUGCUUGGGGAUAAUUACAAACCUAUCCUGAACCAGGUUCUGCUCAUUCAUCGAAGUUGGAAGCACGAGAAGUUUCAGGAGGGGAUUCUUGUUAGUGAGGUUUUGAACAUAGUUAAAGCCAUUGAUCUCAAUCUGGAGACAUGGACAAAGGCUUAUGAAGAUUCUAUCCUAUCUAACCUUUUUGCCAUGAACAAUCACUAUCAUUUAUACAAGCAUUUGAAGGGAACAAAGGUUGGGGAUCUCUUAGGGGAUUCUUGGUUUAGAGAACAUGAACAGUACAAAGACUAUUAUCUCGCAAUAUUCUUGCGAGAUAGUUGGGGGAAGCUUCCAGGUCAUUUAAGUCGUGAAGGCCUGAUUCUGUUCUCAGGUGGGCGUGCCACUGCCCGAGAUCUUGUCAAGAAAAGGCUGAAAAAUUUCAACGAAGCUUUCGAUGAAAUGUAUAAGAGGCAGUCCAGCUGGGUUGUGCCAGAUAGAGAUCUCAGGGAUAAGAUAUCCCAGCAGAUUGUGCAGGCAGUUGUACCUGUUUAUCGGAGCUAUAUGCAGAGCUACGGGCCCUUGGUUGAGCUAGAUGGAAGUUCCAGUAAAUAUGCAAAAUACUCGGUGCAGACUUUGGAGCAAAUGUUGAGCUCACUAUUUCUGCCAAAGCCAGGAAGAUAUGCAAGUUUCAAGGGCAGACAACUUAGUGCCAAAUUCAACAAUGGUGUUGCAGAUCUUCGCCGUACAACCUCUGCUGUGGUGUGAUUUUCCUGCUACUAUUGCUUUAUGUUGGUUAAGCUGAAAAGGUACCCGAUCCAAACAUCAUCCCUCCUUUGAUCAGCGGUCAGCUCUUGAACUGUACAUAUCUGUAUGUUCGGUGGCUUGGAACUAUUUCGGAAAAAUUUAAUUUUAGUAGAGCAACCUCUUUUUUCAGACCAUUGUCUGAAUUUUCCCAGUGAGAUCGAAAUUCAGAAGCUGUUUAAAUGCAAAGCAAAAGGGGUGCUAUAUCUAGUGCCUGGUAGGUUCUGCAAUCUCAUGUAAGUCCUGGACACUAGGAUGAAAGCGAAGAUGAGCCUUUUUGAAAGCGUAGAUAAUACUUUGAGGUAUAGAUUGUCAUUUUACUUUCAUUUUCACUCUCAUUUAUUCAAAUAGUGGGCGGCUGUAGAAACCUUGUAUUUGCUAGAUUUGUGUACAAUUCUUUGAUUGAAGAGCAAUUAGAGGUCUAGCAGGAAUUAAAUUGUUUACUUGUAUUCUGAGAACGGCAUAAAUGUUUGUGUGGAGAAUUUAAGGAUGAUAAUUCUAUGCAAUUGCUGGUGUUAGAAGUUAACUUACAGCCUUGAGUUCACUAGAAAUAUGAUCAGCAAUAAGAUGUUGGCACAUUUAGCUUGUCCUAUUUUGAAUUGUAAGAGAAUUCUUCAUUGUUUAAAGCCUUAUUAGUAUGUGAUUCACGCUUUCAUCGAUCAA
Messenger RNA from Populus nigra (black poplar), 3338 nucleotides. RefSeq names its product exocyst complex component EXO70A1-like. Lineage: Eukaryota; Viridiplantae; Streptophyta; Magnoliopsida; Malpighiales; Salicaceae. Gene Ontology annotation, cellular component: exocyst. The coding region runs from base 591 to 2639 and encodes 682 amino acids. The transcript has a single exon. Gene Ontology annotation, biological process: exocytosis. The record is from RefSeq and is a predicted model, not a curated record. Gene Ontology annotation, molecular function: phosphatidylinositol-4,5-bisphosphate binding.